Messenger RNA from Acanthochromis polyacanthus (spiny chromis), 1580 nucleotides. RefSeq names its product nuclear receptor subfamily 5 group A member 2-like. The transcript is spliced from 7 exons. NCBI's taxonomy places the organism in Eukaryota, Metazoa, Chordata, Actinopteri, Pomacentridae. Gene Ontology annotation, cellular component: RNA polymerase II transcription regulator complex. Gene Ontology annotation, molecular function: nuclear receptor activity; zinc ion binding; RNA polymerase II cis-regulatory region sequence-specific DNA binding. The record is from RefSeq and is a predicted model, not a curated record. Gene Ontology annotation, biological process: tissue development; regulation of transcription by RNA polymerase II; hormone-mediated signaling pathway. The coding region runs from base 122 to 1507 and encodes 461 amino acids.
UGACAUGAUCACUGUCCUCCAUUUCACAUGGGCCAGCUGGAAGAAUAAGCAGCAUUUUCACCAGCUUUGAUUUCAGUUGGCUAAAAAUUCAGAUGCUGCAGCAUUACAUAGAUUCAACAGAAUGGAGUCCAGACAUGAUGUGGGUUUUGAAGAGCUGUGUCCAAUCUGUGGAGAUAAAGUGUCUGGGUAUCACUACGGACUACUCACCUGUGAAAGCUGCAAGGGAUUUUUCAAAAGAACGGUUCAAAACAACAAGAAGUACACAUGCAUGAACAAUCAGCAGUGCAGAAUUGAUAAAGCUCAGAGGAGACGCUGUCCAUUCUGCAGAUUUCAGAAGUGUCUUCAUGUUGGUAUGCGGCUGGAAGCUGUUCGAGCAGAUCGGAUGAGAGGUGGAAGGAACAAGUUUGGCCAUAUAUACAAGCAUGAUCGUGCCCUUAAGCAGCGGGGAAAGACUUUGAUACAAGCUAGAAGACUCAGACCAGACAGCAGCCCUGUUUGGGCCUCCUUACCCGAUCAGAGAGACUCGGCCUUUACUGGUGGCCCCCACCCAACUGCCAACCUACACAGCACCCCACUAACCACAGAUAAAUCACCACCACCAUCCUCACUUCUGCCCUCCAACUCACCUUUUGUCUCCCAGUACCAGUUCACCUACCCUUCCAACUUGGCCAUCAAGUCAGAGUACAGCAACAACUGGGCAAGUUCAACAGGCCCAAAUUCCACAAUCUGCAUUGAUUCAUAUGACCAGUACUCAAGAUAUUUCUCUGUGCAAGGUCCCAGGAUACCUCAGCUAGUGUUGGAGUUUCUCCACUGUGAUCCAGAUGAGCUGCAGCUGCGGAGUAAGAUCAUUGCUCGUCUCCAGCAGGAGCAGACUGGCUGGGAGACGUACAGGGACCCUGAAACUUUCAGCCUGAUGUGUACCAUUGCUGACCAGAUGUUGUGCUCCAUUGUAGAGUGGGCACGCACAUCCAUCUUCUUCAGACAACUAAAGGUUAGUGACCAGAUGAAGUUACUGCACCAUGGCUGGAGUGAACUAUUGCUCCUGGACAUCAUCUCCAGACAGAUCCUGUAUGGCAAAGAGGGCAGUCUGCUCCUGGUCACUGGGCAGGAGGUGGAGCUAUCAGAUAUAGUCUUUCAUGCUGGUCCUGCUUUGGCCAGCCUGACCCAGAGAGGACAAAAGCUGGUUGAGAAGCUUCACAUCCUGAAGGUGGAUCGCCAAGAGUUUGCCUGCAUCAAGUUUCUCAUCCUCUUUAAUCCAGAUGUGAAAGAGCUUGAAGAUCAUGGGUUAAUAAAAGGUGUGCAAGAACAGGUUGAAAGAGCCUUGCUGGAGUAUACACUAACCACCUCUUCACAGUACCUCAGCCGCUUCGUUGAUCUGUUGCUGUGUCUGUCUGAGUUACGGUCUCUCAGCACCCUCACGGAAGAUUACCUGAACUUCAAACACCUGAGUGGUGAGAUGCCAUGCAACAACCUGCUCAGUGAGAUGCUCAGUGCCAAGCAAGCAUGAAGACUUGUGUGCAGAUGAUAGCAUAUGUAAACAUUAAGCCGUGAUAAAUGUUUAAUAAAAAUAAUGCUCUUCA